AUGGAGGAUGUCCGGGAACACCUGUGGGCGGUCCACCGACAGCCUUUGUUCUGCCCAGCAUGCGGGCAAACAUUCUCUAGAACUUCUGAUUGCAACAGCCACAUUCGAAGUCGUAUCUGCACUCCCCAAUCGAUUCUGCCGACCUUCGAAGGGGUCACAAUCGGUCACAUCCAGGAGCUUGCAAGGCAAGCCGAGCUGCCAUUGUCGAUGGAGAGUCGUUGGCUCGCGAUGUGGGGAACCAUCUUCCCUCACACGGAAAGGCCACCUUCGUGGCUCUACGCGGCCGAGGAAGAACUCAGGGUGUGUGAGCUGCGUGGAUUCUGGAGUAAACACAUGCACAGCAUGGUGGAAGACAUCCUGGAAACCCAGGGGCUUCAAGUUCAUGCGAUGAGCGACGAGGGCGAGGAUCUCGAAGCGCUAUAUAACACGGUCCUGAACGAAGCCAUGGACAAGAUGCUCGGGUGCGAGGAAUGCGUUUGA
Messenger RNA from Diaporthe citri, 480 nucleotides. RefSeq lists its product as uncharacterized. The transcript has a single exon. The record is from RefSeq and is a predicted model, not a curated record. The coding region runs from base 1 to 480 and encodes 159 amino acids. Lineage: Eukaryota; Fungi; Ascomycota; Sordariomycetes; Diaporthales; Diaporthaceae.